AAAAGAAGACUGGUCAGGCUCCUCAGGCAGGCAGAUGCCUUCCAGUCACUUGUCUGGGAACCAAACUCCACGAGCACGUUUGACGGUCACCAAGGUAACGCCAAGCUGCAGCAGCGUCGCAGGGCUGGUCUGUAGUUGACGUUAGUAAAGUUUGUUUGCGACAUGUGAAGCAGACAGUUGUCGCUGAGCUGGUUGAAUAUUAAUAUUCACGUGUGGUUGUUGAGAGAGGGAGAAAAAAUGGUCCACGACGAUUUACGAGUGGAGUGGCUGCGACAGCGAGUGUCCGCCGGCUUCAACUUGUCAAAAUGUCCCGAGUGCUUCGACGAGCUGCUGAGCCGAGGAGACGGAGAGGAAGAGCAGAAAAUCAUCCGCUACCUGAACGUGGUCUCCGAGGAAGACUCGCCGUCAUGUCUCCUGUUCUUCAAAACUAUUCGAGAGGAGGAAGUUGAAGUUGCAGCGGAGAGGAGGAAAGACGCAGACCCUUCACUUCACGAGACAGAUGAGGAGAGUCCCAGCCAUAGGACUGAGGUUCAAGUGGUUUAUCACAUUGAGCUUCAUGUAGCAGUCAACAGUUACUUAGAGAGAUUUUUGAAAUCCAAUGUCUUCUACUUCAUCAGGAACAUAAAGGAGACCAUUGUUGAACCACUGGACAUGACUGAAGCCAAUAUCCUGAUGCCCAGGCUGUUUCACAUCGGCAUGCACAGUGGACAGCCUCUUCUUGUGCUGCGAAACAAACUUGCAAAUGUGUACAUAUCUUUGCUUACUGUGCAGCGGAUGGAGGUAACUGGUGGGGGUUAUCAAAGUGAGGAUGUUUCUUCUCACAAGGAGAGCAGUGGAGAGGGAGAAGAGGAGAAUUUAGCAAAGUCAAGUGAGCAAGUCAUGAUUCGUGACGAGUUGCUCAACAUUACACACAAGUUUUUCGGACUGAUCAACACAACUCUCCAACACCUUCAGAUUCAAGAUGAGGUCACACUGGACAUGCCGGAGCUUGACCUACAGCCAGAGGUGGAUGUGCUUCUUUCUAAUCCAGAAGUGGUGGAGAAGUUGGAGCAGUGUGUGAUGAACUGGCAAACUCAGAUUACCAUUGUUAUUGAGGAGCAGCAAAACAAAAAGCUACAGGCACCUGGCCCUAUGGCUGAGAUAGCUUUUUGGCAGGAGCGYGCCUCCAUCCUGAGCGCUCUGAGUCAGCAGCUCAAACAGCCCAUGGUACAGAAAAUCCUGGAGGUGAUAACCAAAGCAGAUGCAAGCAUCGUUCAGACCCUGGAAGGAACAGUUGCUGAACUUAAUAAAUACCGUGUUGAGUCAGACGAUAAUUUACGUUUCCUCAGCACGCUGGAAAGACAUUUCAUGAAUCUGGCCUCUGGAGCAAAUUUUGUUUGUCUCCUGGAAACAAUCCCUCCUCUGAUGGACAGCCUGCAAAUUGUUUGGAUAAUCUCUUCCCACUAUAACACAAAUGAACGUAUGGUCCCUCUGAUGGAACGCAUUGCCUGGCAGCUUUGUGAACGUGUGUCUCAAGUAAUUGAUGUCAACACAUUAUUCAGAGAUAAGAGGGAGGUGGCCAAAUCCAAGGUGCAUGAUGCUAAACAGGUUCUGGACCGAUGGAAGUCGACCUACUUUGAGGUGCGCGCUGAAAUUGAAGAAUCUGGAAGAGAUCCACGCUGGGAGUUUGACCRCAAGAGAAUGUUUGAGAGGACUGAUUACAUGGCUUCCAUAUGCCAGGACCUGUACAAUGUUCUGCAGGUUUUAGAGGAGUUCUAUAACAUCUUUGGUCCAGAGCUGAAAAGUGUGACCGGUGAACACAAACGCAUCGAUGAAGUGCUGUGCAGAGUGGAAGGUCUAGUUGUGCCUAUUGAGGGGGUCAAUUUUAAUCCUUUCAACAUGUGUAAGAAGAGCAGCUGGAAAAUGAUCAUGAAAGACUUUGACACUACAGCUCAGGCUAUCGAGGGAGAGGCCAUCAACUUCAUUGAUCAGUCUUUUAAGACACUUCGCUCUUCUGCUGCUGCUUUUGACAUGCUCCUGAAAUUCAAACACAUCCGCUCCAGAGAGGCCAUCAGCAAACAUUUGAUGAGAAAGUUCAAUGAUAUACUUGCUCAGUAUUGCAAAGAGGUGGACAGCAUACAUGAAAUCUUUAAGGCAAACAAGGAUAAACCACCGCUAAAUAAGGAUGAGCCUCCUGUGGCAGGAUCCAUCAGCUGGGUCCGAUCUCUUUUGUUCCGCAUCAAACACACCAUCCUUACCUUCCUGGAGGUGCCAGAGAUAAUGGAGAGUAAUCAGAGCAAAGUGGCCAAGGACAAGUAUGUGCAAGUGGCAAUACAGUUCAGGGACUAUGAGCUGAAGAAGCAUGAGCACUGGCUGGUGGAGACGGAACACAAAUURCCAUUGCUAAUGAAAAAAUCCCUGUUGGUCAUGAUUACCACUCAAAACCAAAUCCCAGCAAAAUUGGCUGUGUCUAAGGAUGUCCCUCACGAGGAAGGAAGCCUACAGAGGGUUGUGCGAUACCUUGUGAACUUUGCUCCAGAGAUAGGGGAAAUCAUUUCUGAAACAAAACACCUGGAGUUACUGGGCUGCUCUUUGCCUCCUCUAGCUCAAAAUGUUACUUUACAGAGGCACAAAUUCUUCAGGUAUGUUGAUGAUCUGAAAAGAAUUGUUAAGUGCUACCACUCUGUGAUGGACAGCCUGAGUGAGGCACAGUUCACCAUGCUGCCUAAACAGAUCACAGAGGUCAAACAAGUGAUGGAUUUUGGGUUCAAAAGACUCAACUGGAGUUCCUUGGGUAUUUCUGAAUUCAUCAAACAAGCUCUCCAGGCUGUCACAAAAUUUGAGUCUGUCAUCAAUCAGAUUCAGAACAAUGAGAGAGACAUUGAUUCCAAGCUGCAGUCUAUGGUGAUGGCCAACCUAUUGAAAUGUCCAGUCCCAGAUAAAUCUAAUAAUUUGCCAGGCAUCAAGGAGUUCUGUGAACAUAUUGAGCAAGAGCGGCUAAAAACUGUGCAUUUGCUGAGUACGAAGUAUGCUGACAUUGGAGCCCUCAUCACUAAAACAGAACACUUGAUCAUGGAAAGCAGCAGUGGCAAAGCCACAUGUAUGGUAGAUUAUUACAAACACUGGGAAGGCAAAGUGUUUGACUCCCUUAUAAAGAUGGUGAUGAGGAGCAUUCAGGCAUUCAACAUGGCACUGAUGGGAAGUACCACCCUGUUCCAAAUUGAUGCCAUCCUGUCUUCCCCAAAGAUUGUGUUGCAGCCCCAAAGCAAUGAGAUCUACUGGCUAAUCAUGMAGUGCAUCAGAGACUGUGUGGAGAGCACCAAGCAAUUUAUGCGUUGGAUGCGAGGGACCUGCAUUGAGUGUCCUCCACAACGUGUGGGAGCCGAAGAUGAGCUGGUGACAUUUAGCUUCUACAGCGAUGUGUGUCAGCAUCCUCAGAUAAAUGAAAGUGCCAUGACAGUCUCCCAAAAUGUCCAACGGCUGCUCGUCUCUGUGGAUCAGUACCUGAGCCACUGGAAACGCUAUCGGCCUCUUUGGGAAAAGAACAAAAUCAUGGUCAAUGAAACAUUUGCAGGAAAAAAAACCUCCRUGGUCAUGUAUGAUGAUAAGCUGCAGUUCCUUUCUCGUAUCAGUCAGGAGGUUAGGUUGGAACCACUUUUUGAGACKGACCACGUCAUCCAUCUAAACCUGGAGCCUCUGGUUCACACUGUGCAGACGACUGUUGAGUCCAGGAUCAGUUCACUUGGGAGCCAGCUCAACAAGACUGCCAAAGAGGAUCUCUUCAACUUGMGAGAUGAACUCAUGCAACUCUCUGCAAAGCUGAAACAAAGUCCUGACACUUUUGAAGACCUGAAGUCUGYCCUUGCUACAAUCUCAGACAUCAGGGACAUGUCUUUGGAGGUGGAACUGAGAUUCAUGGAUAUCAAGGAAAGAUACAGAACACUGGCAAUGUACAAAGUGGAGGUUGGAGACGAUGAACUGGAGCUGGAGGCCGAUAUUGACCAGAUGUGGAGGGAACUUUUUAAAGAAUCCAGACAAGUGGAUAGAAGUUUGACAGAUGUCAAGAAAUCAUUUAGUCAGAUUACAAAGGAGAAGAUUGAAGAAUUUACACAGGACUUGUCUAUCUUUGCUGAGAGCUUCAAUAUGCAUGGUCCUCAAGCUGUGGGAGUUGAUUUGGAGAAAGGAUUGAGCAUUAUGGGAACAUAUGAGGCAGAGCUUGCCAAGAUAUUGGGUGGACACCAGGAGCUAACAAAUGCUCAGAAGCUGUUGGACCUACCAGUCUCUUUGUACCCAGAGCUUAUCACCAUGCAGAAGGAUAUGAAAGGCUUGAGACAAAUAUAUGAUGUGUAUAAAGCUCAGAAGGAUGCAAAGACAGAGUGGUCUCAGACCUUGUGGGUGGAUCUAAAUAUCCAGCUGCUCCAGGAGGGUGUUCAGGGUUUCAUCAAAAACCUGAUGCAGCUGCCCAAAGAUGUGAGGGCGUUACCUGUGGCCUCUUUCCUCGAAGGACACAUGAAGGAGUUCAGAGAGUCUCUGCCUCUUCUGCUGGAUUUGAAGAAUGAGGCCCUCAGAGACAGACACUGGAAGGAACUGAUGGAAAAGACCGGCACCAGCUUUGAGAUGAACCCUGGCACUUUCACUUUGAAUAACAUGUUUGCUAUGGAGUUGCAUAAACAUGUAAAUGUCAUAAGUGACAUUGUCACCUCUGCUGUAAAAGAGCUCAGUAUUGAGAAGGGAGUGAAGGAGGUGGUGGAGACCUGGGAAAGCAUGAAGUUCAGUGUUCUGCCCUAUUUCAAAGGGACUGAGGAACGUGGGUCUAUUCUGGGUGCAGUGGACGAGAUCCUGCUGAGCGUGGAAAACGAUGCCAUGAACUUACAGAGCAUGGCAGGCAGCCGAUUUGUUGGACACUUCCUUGGCACCAUACAACAAUGGGAAAAAGACCUGUCCCUCAUUAGUGAGACCAUAGAGGUAUUGUUGUUGGUACAACGAAAAUGGAUGUACCUGGAGAGCAUAUUCAUUGGAGGAGACAUUUGCUCGCAGUUACCCGAAGAAGCCAAGAAAUUUGACAACAUUGACAAAAAGUUUAAAGAAAUAAUGAGUGACACAGUGAAGAGCCCAAACAUUAAACGGUGUUGCCUGGUUCCCAACCGGCUAACAGACCUGCAGGCCCUGAGUGACGGUCUGGAGAGGUGCCAGAAGAGUCUCAGUGACUACCUGGACUCGAAGCGGAACGUGUUUCCUCGCUUCUUCUUCAUCUCUGAUGAUGAACUGCUCAGCAUUCUGGGGAGUAAUGACCCUGCUUGUGUCCAGGAGCACAUGAUCAAGAUGUAUGACAACAUAGCAUCCCUGAGGUUUGACGUGGACAGCAAUGGUGAGACAGUGGCUGGAGCCAUGGUGUCUGCUGAGGGGGAAGUGAUGGAGCUAAGGAAACCCGUCCCAGUGGAGGGAAGAGUGGAGGAAUGGAUGACAGGAGUACUACUGGAGAUGAGAAGGACCAACAGACAGAUUACAAAAGAAGCAAUCUUCUCGUACUGUGAAGACAAGAGCAGGGUGGAUUGGAUGCUGCAGUACCAGGGCAUGAUGGUGCUGGCUGCCAAUCAAGUGUGGUGGACCUGGGAGGUAGAGGACGUCUUUAACAAUGUCAAGAAAGGAGAGAAGCGUGCACUGAAGAGCUAUGCAAAGAAAAUGCACCAGCAGAUAGACGAGCUGGUAACACGCAUCACACAACCUAUGAAGAAAAACGACAGACGGAAGAUCAACACUGUGCUCAUCAUCAAUGUACAUGCAAGAGACAUUGUGGACAGCUUUGUUCUAAACAGUAUAAUGGAUGCAAGAGAGUUUGAGUGGGAAAGCCAGCUGAGAUUCUACUGGGUGCAGGAACAAGACGACCUGUUUGUGCGUCAGUGCAGUGCUUCUUUCUUAUACGGGUACGAAUACAUGGGACUGAAUGGUCGAUUGGUUAUAACCCCGCUGACAGACAGGAUCUACCUCACCCUCACCCAGGCCCUCUCCAUGUAUCUGGGUGGAGCUCCUGCAGGACCAGCUGGUACAGGAAAGACAGAGUCCACCAAAGAUCUGGCCAAGGCUUUAGGUCUGCUCUGUGUGGUUACAAACUGUGGUGAGGGCAUGGACUACAUGGCUGUGGGUAAGAUCUUGUCUGGUCUUGCCCAGUGUGGAGCCUGGGGCUGCUUCGAUGAGUUCAAUCGUAUUGAUGCCUCAGUGUUGUCAGUCAUUUCCUCCCAAAUCCAGACCAUCCGCAAUGCUCUCAUUCUGCACCUUAAAAAAUUUCAUUUUGAAGGGCAGGAGAUCAGCCUGGACGGCCGCAUGGGGAUUUUCAUCACCAUGAACCCAGGUUAUGCAGGACGCACAGAGCUGCCAGAAUCAGUGAAAGCCCUCUUCAGGCCUGUGGUGGUCAUUGUGCCUGACCUGCAGCAGAUCUGUGAGAUCAUGCUCUUCUCUGAGGGCUUCCUUAUGGCCAAGGUGCUGGCAAAGAAGAUGACAGUACUGUAUAAACUGGCUCGUGAACAGCUUUCUAAGCAGUCUCAUUAUGACUUUGGUCUUCGAGCUCUGAAGUCUGUCCUAGUGAUGGCAGGAGAGAUGAAGAGAGGCUCGCCAGACCUCAAUGAGGAUGUGGUGUUGAUGCGUGCUCUCCGGGACAUGAACCUUCCGAAGUUUGUGUUUGAGGACGUGCCACUUUUUCWCGGGCUGAUCUCAGACCUGUUCCCUCAGCUGGACUGCCCUCGUGUUCGCUAUGCCAACUUCAAUGACGCUGUGGAACACAUCCUGCAUGAAAACACAUACGUCAUAUUGCCUCACCAGGUGGAUAAAGUGGUGCAGAUCUAUGAGACAAUGAUGACCAGACACACUACAAUGGUUGUGGGACCAACAGGUGGAGGCAAAUCAGUUGUCAUCAACACAUUAUGUCAAGCUCAGACCAAACUGGGAUUACAAACCAAGAUGUAUCCACUGAACCCUAAAGCCAUGAGUGUCAUUGAACUUUACGGUGUUCUGGAUCCUGACACUCGAGACUGGACUGAUGGGAUCUUAUCUAACAUCUUUCGUGACAUCAACAAGCCCACUGACAGAGAAGAGCGAAGGUACAUCCUGUUUGACGGUGAUGUUGAUGCUCUGUGGGUCGAGAAUAUGAACUCAGUGAUGGAUGACAACAAGCUCCUCACGCUGGCCAAUGGAGAACGGAUCCGUUUACAGAAUCAUUGUGCUCUGCUAUUCGAGGUGGGAGAUUUGCAGUACGCUUCCCCUGCUACUGUUUCCCGCUGUGGGAUGGUUUUUGUUGACCCCAAAAACCUGCGAUACACCCCAUACUGGCAGAGAUGGCUGAACAACAGACCUGAAAGGGAACAAGAAGUUCUGAAUAAACUGUUUGAGAAAUAUGUGCACAGCUGUAUUGACAUGAUCGUGGAUGGCAUUGUUGAUGGGAAACAAGGCCAGAAACUGAAAACUGUUGUCCCACAAACAGAUCUAAACAUGGUGACUCAGCUGUGCUUGACACUGGAUGCACUGCUUGAGAGUGGAAGCAGCAGUGGUGAAGUCCUGGAGUGUUACUUCCUGGAAGCUCUGUACUGCUCACUAGGGGCCACGUUGCUGGAGAGUGGCAGGAUCAAGUUUGAUGAGUUAAUCAAGAGCGUUUCCUGCUUAACUGUCGUACACGAUGAGAAAACCCUGGCAGGACCUGGAGAGAUCCCAGGAUACCUACCGACUCUGUAUGAUUUCCAUUUUGAUGGCACACAGGAGAAGUGGGUUCCCUGGAGUUCCCUGGUCGCCAAAUACAUUCACAACCAUGACAUGAAAUAUUCUGAUAUACUAGUGCCAACUGUCGACACCACGAGAGCCAGCUGGAUCCUGGAACAGAUGGUGAAAAUAAAAAGGCCAGUGCUCCUGGUUGGCGAGUCUGGCACUUCUAAGACUGCCACCAUUCAUAACUUCCUCAAGAACCUCAAUUCAGACACAAGGAAUAUUCUGAUGAUCAACUUCUCAUCCAGAACGACUUCAAUGGACGUGCAGAGGAACCUGGAGGCCAAUGUGGAGAAAAGGACCAAAGAGACCUACGGGCCUCCUAUGGGAAAGAGACUGCUGAUCUUUAUGGAUGAUAUGAAUAUGCCAAAGGUGGAUAAUUAUAACACACAGCAGCCAAUUGCACUUCUGAAGCUGUUAUUGGAUCGAGGAGGCAUGUAUGACCGAGGGAAGGAGCUGAACUACAAAAUCCUCAAAGACCUCGGCUUCAUUGCUGCCAUGGGAAAAGCAGGAGGUGGGAGGAACGAGGUGGAUCCUCGCUUCAUCUCGCUCUUCAGUGUCUUCAGCAUCCCCUUCCCUACAGUGGAGUCACUCCACCUYAUAUAUGCAUCCAUUAUCAAAGGCCACACCAGACCGUUUGAGGAGGCGAUACAGAAGGUGUGUGAUGAAAUCACGAUCUGCACACUGGAACUGUACAACAGCAUCAUCAAAGAUUUGCCGCCCACUCCGUCCAAGUUCCACUACAUCUUCAACCUGAGGGACCUGUCACGAGUCUACAAUGGACUAACGCUCACCAAACCAGACAGGUACAAGGCCACAUAA
This is a messenger RNA of Paralichthys olivaceus (Japanese flounder), 8550 nucleotides long. Lineage: Eukaryota; Metazoa; Chordata; Actinopteri; Pleuronectiformes; Paralichthyidae. The record is from RefSeq and is a predicted model, not a curated record.